This is a messenger RNA of Ilex paraguariensis (yerba mate), 1131 nucleotides long. Lineage: Eukaryota; Viridiplantae; Streptophyta; Magnoliopsida; Aquifoliales; Aquifoliaceae. The record is from the annotation of a GenBank genome assembly.
AUGUCUUACUACGGCUCCGAUUUCUACGAGGGUGAUUCUGGUGAGUACCAUUGGAACCCUUAUGUGAGUAGCUAUGAAUCUUAUAAUCAUGAUGUUUCAACUCAAGCUUCAAUAUCUUAUUCUGGCUUUGAGUUCAAUGAGCCUCAAUCGACUGAUUGUCCUGCUACUUAUGGUGAUGGUGAUUAUUACUCUGUAACUUCACCCGAAAUCAAUUACUCUACCUAUAGUUUUAAUGAGCCCAAGCUACUUGAAUAUUAUCCUACUACUUAUUGUGAUGCUUAUGAUCCUUAUGAAACUCGAUCCAAGAUUAGUUAUUCUACUUACAGUUUCAGUGAACCCAAAUUGAUCAAGUAUGAACCAACUCCUUGUGGUAUUGGUUAUUUUUCUUCCGGGACACAAUACAAAAUCUCUUACUCUGAAAUGGAGUUUAAUGUGCCUGAAUUUGUGGAGUACGAUCCGACACCUUAUGAUGGUGGAUUUGAUCCUACUACAACCUAUGGCAAACCCCUUCCACCCUCGAAUGAAAUCUGUUACCCUCGUUCCAUGCCAGAGUCUAAUGGCCUAGCCUUGAAUGGUUUCUCAUAUGGAGCUAUUUCUUCACCUUAUGGUAAAGAUGAAACAGGUGACUUAGCAAUAAAAUCGAGUAAUGGAAGCAAAGCUUCUAAUACUAGUGAAGAAGGGAAGAAAUCAAAUGGUGAAAGUAGGGAUUACAGUGGACAUGACCGUGGCAAUGACAGAAAUCUUGAGAAGCCAGUAAACUUAAACCAGAGUGAAGAGAGAGAGGAAUAUAAUAACAGUGAUUAUCCUUCUUCUGGAUAUGAUUAUGGGUAUGGGAAUGGAGGAACUAGAGGGUAUGGUUCUGAGUAUGAGAAGCAAGUGGCUGCAUAUGGGUCUGGAUUGGAAGCCAUGGACCUUUGUGAGAGUCUAUUUGGUUACUGGCCAUGUUUGAAUAGGAAAGACCAGAGCAACAAUGGAAAUCACGAAAAUGGCAACGAAGGAAGCAACUUUAACCCAUGGAAGGGAGCUGCAGAUUAUAUUUUUGGAAGUCCAUUUGGGUAUGGUGAACAGAGAGGUGGAGGAGGAUACCAUGGGUGGUCUAUCUAUGGUGGUGAGAGGUAUUAUCAGCAAUAA